AUGAGUGGAACUGAUUAUUCCUACGAUGAACAGGGGCAAUUUUUCCCAAUCUUCGUCGGUACCCUUUCUGGCAUUGUUUCUAUAGCUUUGACUUGGGAUGUUUUAAGACCCAGAUCAGACCCAGGUGCCACGGCGCCCCGAAUAAAGACAGAUUACAAGCCUGAACAUGCCGACUUGAUAGAUAGUCAAAGGAGGGCACAGAGGAGAAAGCAGCGAAAAAUAAAACGUAUGAUCGCCAUGGUUGUGGGUUGGGUGAUAGUUGCUGUUAUGGCAUAUCAAUUUCAAGUCACAGCCAGAACGAUACCAAAGAUUUGGAAUCCAUAUGAUAUCUUGGACAUUAAAGAGUCCGCCACAGAAAAAGAAAUCAAAUCACAUUACAAGCGACUUUCGCUGAAAUUCCACCCUGACAAGAUUAGACCAGACCCAGCCAAGAACCAAACACUCCAGUCAUUGAACGACCAUUUCGUGGAGAUUACGAAGGCAUACAAGGCGCUUACUGAUGAGGAGAUCAGAAAUAAUUAUAUACAAUUCGGACAUCCGGACGGAAAACAGAGCUUUAGCAUUGGAAUUGCUUUGCCUACCUGGAUUGUCUCUGAAGGAAAUGGGAAAUAUGUCGUACUUGUAUAUGCAAUUCUUCUGGGAGUUUUACUUCCUUACCUUGUCGGAUCCUGGUGGUAUGGUACCCAGCGCAUGUCGAAAGAGAAGGUUUUGAUUGAAAGUGCAAACAAUCUGUUCCAAGAAUACCAAGAAGACAUCACCGAGGGCGGAAUUGUUGGCGCUUUAAGCAGUGGCGUUGAAUACAAGAAAAUUUUGAAAGGUCACAAAGCUGAUUCAGGACUUGGCAAGCUGGAAUCAAGAGUUCUCGCAGAGGGCGACGGAACUACUGCCGCCGCUGGUCUAUCAACCAAGGACAAAACAAAGCUAGAGGAAUUAGAUGGUGGUGCUCGACGAAAGGCUCUCGCAUUACUCUGGGCAUACUUGGGUCGAACUGAACUUGAAGACCCUGAACUCAAUAAAGCUAAAUACGAAGUAGCUCCUAUCGCCCAUGACCUCAACAACGCAUUUACGGCUAUCACUCUCGCUUUCGCAACCACCGGCCCUAUUCUGGCAUCGUACGCGACUGCUCAAAAUAUCGUUCAAGCUCUACCACCAAAUGCUUCACCCCUUCUUCAGUUGCCAUAUAUUACCCCGGCUAUUGCAAAGGCAAUCGAAGGCGACUCAAAGACUCACUUGACCCUUCAACAAUAUAUGGCACUACCAAACGCGUACCGAAAGAAGUUGAGUGUUGGAAAUGACUUACUCACAGAAGCCCAGUACAAAAUUGCCAUGUCUACCGCCAAGCAAUUACCUCGUUUACAGGUUGAAAAGGCAUUCUUCAAGGUCACAGGCGAGAAAUUCAUCACUCCUAGUUCAUUAGUGUCAUUUGUUGUGAAAGGACGAUUUAUCCCCCCUGGAAGCGAAAAUGUCCCUAAGGUUAACGAACUCGAUUUGGAAGACAUUGACCCAGAUGAGGAUGACCUCGAUGCCAUUCUUGGUCGCGACAAGAAGAGUGCCAAAGGCGAAAAGCCUGAAAACAAGCAGGUCUUCCCACCUCUUGCAUUCGCCCCUUACUAUACACGUGACCACUCGCCUAAAUGGCAUGUUUUCCUCACCGACAGCAAGCAAGGCAAGAUCGCUGUACCACCUUUCACAUUCUUCGCUUUCGACAAGCCCAUAUUUGACGAAAGUGGAAAGCCUACAUUCAACAUGCAAACCCUCAAGGCACAAUUCCAGGCUCCUCCACAACCUGGAAGCUAUACCUUCGUUAUGCAUCUUAUCUGCGAUUCAUAUGUUGGAUUCGAUACUAAACUUGAGGCCACUCUAGUUGUAGAGGAUGCCAGUAAGGCAUUGGAAAUAGACGCAGAUGAUGAUAUCAGUGAACCAGAUGAAGCAGGUCAAAUGCAAGCCAUGAAGACUGGUGCCCCACCAAAAAAGAAGAAGCAAGCUGUACGAGACUCCAGUGACGAGGAUAGCAACACUGAAGAAGAAGUUGAUGAACAAAGUGAAACGGACACCGAUACCGACACUGAUGGGGAAUAA
This is a messenger RNA of Sclerotinia sclerotiorum 1980 UF-70, 2079 nucleotides long. RefSeq lists its product as hypothetical. The record is from RefSeq and is a predicted model, not a curated record. Gene Ontology annotation, biological process: post-translational protein targeting to endoplasmic reticulum membrane; SRP-dependent cotranslational protein targeting to membrane. Gene Ontology annotation, molecular function: RNA binding; transmembrane protein transporter activity. Gene Ontology annotation, cellular component: Sec62/Sec63 complex. NCBI's taxonomy places the organism in Eukaryota, Fungi, Ascomycota, Leotiomycetes, Helotiales, Sclerotiniaceae. The transcript has 4 exons. The coding region runs from base 1 to 2079 and encodes 692 amino acids.